Molecule: messenger RNA, 372 nt
Organism: Thermochaetoides thermophila DSM 1495
Lineage: Eukaryota; Fungi; Ascomycota; Sordariomycetes; Sordariales; Chaetomiaceae
Exons: 3
Coding region: 1-372 (123 amino acids)
Source: RefSeq, a predicted model, not a curated record
AUGCUUUUUAAGCCGAUUUCGGUAACCGGAAAUAUUUGCGACCUCGAAGAGGAUCUCUUGGUCGAGGAUAUCAGGAUCGCGAUCCGGGACAAUCCCCAGCUGCUUGAACCAUGGGGUGCUCGACAAAAGCUCUCUAUCCAAGAGGUAGAAGAGGAUAUUCGGGGAUUGGCAAUUGCGUCUUCCAGCAGACAGAGCCAAGAGUCGAGGACAGUCGAUGCUAAUGCAACUCUUCCUUCAACGAACUCGACUCAAGUUGACGUUCAUAUCCAACAGAAAGCUCAGGUUCUUCCGGAAAGUUAUGGAGAUGAGCAAGAUCGUGCUGGGCAGCAGCAGGAGGCAACAGGAGAUUCUCCAGGAAGCAGUGCUAAAUAA